AUGGCCACUGAUAAUGAUAAUUUAUAUGCCCAGCUGAUCUCUUCUUCUCUGGCCUUCGUUCGCCAAAACUACUCUGGUCCUUGGUUGUUACCGCGUACUGUUGUCUCCCAAGCAGAACAUUCUCUGCCACAGAAACGCAAGAUACAUGACCCUUCGUCCGAUCCUGAUUCAGAUAGGGAUCAUCUACUCCAACAACUUUCAUCCGGUACCACACACUCCUAUGCCUUUCGCUGGAGACAUGUGGAUGAUCAGCAGCGUGCGAGUGAACCCCUACCUGAAACAUCCCCUUGGCCGAAAUACCUGUACAACGAAUCGGAUGUUACUCGUAUGCUUGAGAUCACCUCAACUUCCAUGCAGCCUGCCAGCUUUUGCGUUCCGCCAGGAGCCGCUUUCUAUCUCGGUGAUUGUUCAAACUCGCGCUCAUUCCACAUGGCCGUUAGGGACGUCGCCGAGCAACUCGAUACACCUCGUCAAUUUGAUGUGAUCGUGAUGGAUCCUCCCUGGCCUAACGCUUCUGUCAGGCGCACUGAGAAAUCCGGAAGAUCGGCCUAUCAAGUUUCUCCCACCGUCUGGGAUGUCAGGCAACUGAUCUUCGAGAUGGACAUUGAUGUUCUCCUGGCCAACGAGGGUAUGGUUGCCAUUUGGAUCACCAACAAACCAGCGGUCCGCGAUCUUGUACUUGGCGAGGACGGCCUAUUCGACAGUUGGGACGUGCAGCUGGAAGAAGAAUGGUUGUGGAUCAAGACAACAACCGAGGGUGAGCCUGUCUCGUCGUUGGAUGCUCUCUGGAGGAAGCCCUAUGAAGUGCUCCUUGUCGGGCGGAAACGUGACCCAAAGAGAAGUGAUCAACACGUCAACUCAACCGACAGUUCCAAGGUCGAACGCAGAGUCAUAGUCGGUCUUGCUGAUCUGCACUCGCGGAAGCCUUGCUUGAAAUCCCUGUUUGAACGCUUCGCGAUCAGCCCAACGCUAACAUCAACAAAACAACGCAUCCUCGAGUGCUUUGCGAGAUAUCUUGUGAGUGGUUGGUGGUCGUGGGGCAACCAGGUGCUCAAAUUCAAUCAUACCGACUGUUGGCAAUCUAAGUCUUAG
Molecule: messenger RNA, 1092 nt
Organism: Aureobasidium vineae
Lineage: Eukaryota; Fungi; Ascomycota; Dothideomycetes; Dothideales; Saccotheciaceae
Source: the annotation of a GenBank genome assembly